GAUAUGGAAGACUUAUAUAACACAUGCUUUCAUUUCAAAUGAAAUAAUUGCAACAAACUUUGCUCUAGCUGCGAACAAGUCAGAAACAACAUGGUUGUGUCUAAGAUGUCUGUCAGCUGCUCUGUAGUCGGGGAUGGGAUGGUUGGAAAAUCGAAUCUCAUUCAGUCCUUCUUGAACAAAGUGCCAUCUGAAGGGUAUUUGGCGACAGUUGUAGAGAACUACGUUGCAUCCGUUCCAGCUUAUGGGGACCAUUAUUUGGUCAACAUUACAGAUUUUGGUGGAGAGCACCAAAUGGACUUUAUAAAGACAACAAAUAAAAGUCGUGAUGUCUUUGUAGUCUGUUACAGUGUUGUGGAUCGAGAAUCCUUCAGGAAUGCAAAAGACUUUUGGAUACCAUCCAUCAAAAACCUGAAUAAAAGACAAAACAUCAUCCUGGUGGCAACCCACGUGGAUCAUAGAGAAGGUGAUGACCCUGAUCACGUGACAUUUGAUGAAGGUUUUGAAUUAUGCAAAUCGAUUGGUGGAAACUCUUUUAUCGAGUGUUCCUCAAAAGACAAAGUUCGAACCCAGCAGGUGUUUGAAAGUGUAGUAGCUUCUGCUCUGGCACAGAAGAAAUGGCGAUUUAAUAUCAUAAAAAGGAUCAUUGGACGCUGAAAAUGGACAUUUUAGGUUUCACCCAAGAAACUGGAAAAUAAUUUCGGAUACUGCACCCGAUUGCAUUGAAUGGAAUAUCGUGAUGCUGGGUAACUACACUAUCACUGAAGUGUACGUUGGUGUAUGUUACGCAUGCAUGAAAGACGUGAUUUCAGACAUGUGAA
Molecule: messenger RNA, 818 nt
Organism: Saccostrea cuccullata (small rock oyster)
Lineage: Eukaryota; Metazoa; Mollusca; Bivalvia; Ostreida; Ostreidae
Product: rho-related GTP-binding protein RhoQ-like
Exons: 2
Coding region: 91-654 (187 amino acids)
Biological process (GO): establishment or maintenance of cell polarity; regulation of actin cytoskeleton organization; regulation of cell shape
Cellular component (GO): cell projection; cytoskeleton; cytoplasmic vesicle
Molecular function (GO): protein kinase binding; GTP binding; GTPase activity
Source: RefSeq, a predicted model, not a curated record